Messenger RNA from Salvelinus namaycush (lake trout), 3348 nucleotides. RefSeq names its product calcium-activated potassium channel subunit alpha-1-like. NCBI's taxonomy places the organism in Eukaryota, Metazoa, Chordata, Actinopteri, Salmoniformes, Salmonidae. Gene Ontology annotation, molecular function: large conductance calcium-activated potassium channel activity. Gene Ontology annotation, cellular component: postsynaptic membrane. Gene Ontology annotation, biological process: transmembrane transport; potassium ion transport. Bases 10 to 3348 code for a protein of 1112 amino acids. The transcript is spliced from 28 exons. The record is from RefSeq and is a predicted model, not a curated record.
AUAUCCAAGAUGGAUGUGAUCAUCCCGUUCUCCCCAGAUGUGCCCUGUGAUAGCAAUGGGCAGCGCAUGUGGUGGGCUUUCCUUGCCUCCUCCAUGGUCACGUUCUUUGGGGGUCUCUUCAUCAUUCUGCUCUGGAGAACUCUCAAGUACCUGUGGACCGUCUGCUGCCACUGUAACACCAAAAAGAAGAAUGCUCAGCGGGUCCACAACCCUACCUCCCAUGGGGAUGGGAUCAAGCACACCAAGGAGACGGUGGCUGCACUCAGCGAGGUGGGCUGGAUGACCUCCGUCAAAGACUGGGCUGGGGUCAUGAUAUCAGCCCAGACACUGACGGGCAGAGUCCUGGUGGUGCUUGUCUUUGCCCUCAGCAUCGGAGCCCUUGUAAUAUACUUCAUAGAUUCCUCUGACCCCAUUGAGUCCUGUCAGAACUUCUACAAAGACUUCACGCUACAGAUUGACAUGGCUUUCAACGUCUUCUUCCUCUUGUACUUCGGUCUACGGUUUAUUGCAGCCAAUGACAAGCUGUGGUUCUGGCUGGAGGUGAACUCAGUGGUGGACUUCUUCACUGUUCCCCCGGUGUUCGUGUCGGUUUAUCUCAACAGGAGCUGGCUUGGCUUGAGGUUUUUAAGGGCGUUAAGGUUGAUACAGUUCUCAGAAAUCUUACAGUUUUUGAACAUAUUAAAAACAAGCAAUUCCAUAAAACUGGUGAACUUAUGUUCAAUCUUCAUAAGUACAUGGCUAACAGCGGCAGGCUUCAUACAUCUGGUGGAAAACUCAGGGGAUCCUUGGGAAAACUUCCAAAAUUCCCAAGCACUUUCCUACUGGGAAUGUGUCUACUUACUCAUGGUUACUAUGUCCACUGUGGGCUAUGGAGACGUGUAUGCAAAAACCACCCUGGGACGACUUUUCAUGGUCUUCUUCAUCCUUGGUGGUUUGGCCAUGUUUGCGAGCUACGUCCCUGAAAUCAUAGAGUUAAUAGGAAACCGCAAGAAAUAUGGUGGUUCCUAUAGUGCGGUUAAUGGGAGAAAGCACAUCGUGGUCUGUGGUCAUAUAACACUUGAAAGUGUGUCCAACUUCCUUAAAGACUUCCUACACAAGGACAGGGAUGAUGUCAAUGUAGAAAUUGUUUUUCUCCAUAAUAUUUCCCCUAAUCUUGAGCUGGAAGCCUUGUUUAAACGCCACUUCACCCAGGUGGAGUUCUACCAGGGAUCUGUUCUCAACCCACAUGACCUGGCCAGAGUCAAGAUAGAGUCAGCAGACGCCUGUUUGAUCCUAGCUAAUAAAUACUGUGCAGACCCUGAUGCUGAGGAUGCCUCCAACAUCAUGAGGGUGAUAUCCAUCAAGAACUACCACCCAAAGAUCAGAAUCAUUACCCAGAUGUUGCAGUACCACAACAAGGCCCACCUUUUGAACAUUCCCAGUUGGAACUGGAAGGAGGGUGACGAUGCCAUUUGCCUUGCUGAGCUGAAGCUGGGCUUCAUAGCACAGAGCUGUCUGGCUCAGGGCCUGUCCACCAUGCUGGCCAACCUCUUCUCCAUGAGGUCCUUCAUCAAGAUUGAAGAGGACACGUGGCAGAAGUAUUACCUGGAAGGAGUAGCCAAUGAAAUGUACACUGAGUACCUGUCUAGUGCCUUUGUGGGCUUAUCCUUCCCGACCAUUUGUGAGCUCUGCUAUGUGAAGCUGAAGCUGCUACUGAUUGCUAUCGAGUACAAGUCUGAUAUAAGGGAAAGCAGCACCCUCAUCAACCCUGGGAACCAUGUGAAGAUGCAGGAAGGAACCCUGGGGUUCUUUAUCGCCAGCGAUGCCAAAGAAGUAAAGAGGGCACUUUUUUACUGCAAAGCUUGUCACGAUGACAUCACAGAUCCCAAAAGGAUAAAGAAAUGUGGAUGCAAACGAUUCGAAGAGGAGCAGCAUUCGACACUGUCGCCUAAAAAGAAACAACGUAAUGGAAACACAAGGAACUCACCCAACGGUUCACCAAAAAUGAUGAGGCAUGACCCUCUCCUCAUGCCGGGGAACGAACAGAUUGAGAACAUGGACAUGAACGUGAAGAAGUACGACUCCACAGGGAUGUUCCACUGGUGCCAGUCCAAAGACAUCGAGAAGGUCAUCUUGACCAGAAGUGAAGCUGCCAUGACUGUCCUAAGCGGCCACGUGGUCGUCUGUAUAUUUGGAGACGCGAAGUCGGCUUUGGUGGGCCUAAGGAACCUUGUGAUGCCUCUGAGAGCUAGCAACUUCCACUACCACGAGCUGAAACCCAUCGUGUUUGUGGGUUCUCUGGAGUACCUGAAGAGGGAAUGGGAGACCCUUCACAACUUCCCCAAAGUCUCCAUUUUACCUGGCACACCAUUAAGCCGGGCCGAUCUGAGGGCUGUCAAUAUCAACCUCUGUGACAUGUGUGUCAUCCUGUCGGCCAAUCAGAACAAUAUUGACGACGCGUCACUGCAGGACAAGGAAUGCAUCCUGGCGUCACUCAACAUCAAGUCCAUGCAGUUUGACGACAGCAUCGGGGUCUUGCAGGCUAACUCCCAAGGUUUCACUCCUCCAGGCAUGGACAGGUCCUCUCCUGAAAACAGUCCACUUCAUGGGGGGUUGGUCCGACAGGCUUCCAUCACAACAGGAGCCAACAUCCCCAUCAUCACUGAACUAGUGAAUGACUCCAAUGUUCAGUUCCUGGACCAGGAUGAUGAUGAUGACCCUGACACAGAAUUGUACCUCACUCAGCCCUUCGCCUGUGGGACGGCCUUCGCAGUCAGUGUGCUGGAUUCCCUGAUGAGUGCGACAUACUUCAAUGAUAAUAUCCUCACCCUGAUCCGGACGCUGGUAACAGGGGGGGCCACUCCGGAGCUGGAGGGUCUGUUGGCGGAGGAGAACGCAUUACGAGGAGGCUACAGCACGCCGCAGACCCUCGCUAACCGGGACAGGUGUCGUGUGGCACAGCUAGCCUUGUACGACGGGCCUUUCGCUGACUUGGGAGAUGGUGGUUGCUACGGUGACUUAUUUUGUAAAGCUUUAAAAACUUACAACAUGCUGUGCUUCGGAAUUUAUCGAUUAAGAGACGCACAUUUAAACACACAAAGUCAUACAAGUCAAUGCACUAAACGGUAUGUGAUAACCAAUCCGCCAUAUGGUUUUGAGUUGGUGCCAUCAGACCUGAUCUUCUGCCUGAUGCAGUUUGACCACAAUGCGGGUCAGUCCAGGGCCAGCCUCUCCCACAGCUCCCACUCCUCCCAUUCUUCCAGCAAAAAGAGCUCCUCCGUCCAUUCUCUCACUGCCACCAACCGUACCAACCGCGCCAAGAGCAGGGACUCACGGGACAAACAGAAAAAAGACAUGGUUUACAGAUGA